AUGGCAGACGCUAAAGUAGAAAUAGCUGCCGAAGGCUCUACUGCUUUGUCACAAAGUGCGAACGGAACGCCUCAGCCUAACAACCCGCUGUCGAGGAAGCUGAAUAAAAUUUUGGAGACACGACUUGACAAUGACAAGGAGAUGCUGGAGGCUCUGACGGCCCUGUCGGAGUUCUUCACCGAGAACAGCCUUCGCACGCGGAGAAACCUGCGCGGCGACAUCGAGCGAAGAAGCCUGGCAAUCAACGAGGACUUUGCGCGAAUAUUUAAAGAAGUCAUAGACGAACUGGAGAGCGUAAACGAGGACGUUCUGGCCAUGAGCACGUGCUGUUCAGAGAUGACCAGCAGGUUAAAGGCCGCCAAAGAGCAAACUCAAGACUUGAUCGUGAAAACUAACAAGCUUCAAGGAGAAAACCAUCGUUUGGAAGUGAGGGCUCAAGUCGCUCGGGCCUUCCUCGCCAAGUUCCAGUUGACCAGUGAGGAGAUGAGCACGCUGCGAGGAGCCAGGGAUGCACCUAUUACAGAGGGCUUCUUCAAAGCCCUCAAUCGAGUGAAGCAAAUUCACGAAGAUGUGAAAGUACUGCUACGGACCAAUCAGCAAACUGCGGGACUGGAGAUCAUGGAGCAGAUGGCCGUGUUGCAGGAGGCGGCGUAUGAACAGCUCUACCGCUGGGCUCAGAGCGAGUGCAGAGGUCUAACCCAGGAGACGUGUGACAUCAGCCCCAUGUUGACCCAAGCGAUGGAAGCCCUACAAGACCGGCCGGUCCUUUACAAAUACACUCUGGACGAAUUCGGGACGGCACGCAGGAGUGCGGUGGUGCGCGGGUUCAUUGAUGCCCUGACGCGCGGGGGGCCGGGCGGGACCCCGAGGCCCAUCGAGAUGCACUCGCAUGACCCCAUGAGGUAUGUGGGAGACAUGCUGGCCUGGCUGCACCAAGCCACCGCCUCUGAGAAGGAGCAUCUGGAAGCGCUGCUUAAGCAAGUCACCGUCCAAGGUGUGGAGGACAACAUGCAGGAAGUGGUUGGACACAUUACAGAAGGAGUGUGCAGACCUCUAAAAGUUCGAAUCGAGCAGGUGAUCGUGGCCGAACCUGGCGCCGUUCUGCUUUACAAGCUGUCCAACUUGUUAAAAUUCUACCAUCACACCAUCAGUUCCAUCGUGGGGACCAGCGUGGCCUCGCUGCUGAUGACCAUGGAGGAGAUGCACGUGCUUAGCAAAAAGAUGUUCUUCAACAGCCUUAGCCUACAUGCAAGCAGACUCAUGGGAAAGGUGGAGCUUCCUCCUCCCGACUUGGGCCCCACCACAUCCCUGACCCAGACGUUGUCGCUCCUCAGGGAGGUUCUCGCCUCUCACGACUCCUCCGUGGUACCCGUGGGUGCCCGCCAGGCCGACUUUGCCCAGGUGCUGUCAUGCAUUCUGGACCCGCUCCUUCAGCUGUGCACGGUGUCCGCUAGCAACCUGGGCACGGCCGACAUGGCCACCUACAUGGUCAACUCGCUGUACGUCAUGAAAACCACGCUGUCCCUUUUUGAGUUUACCGACAAGAGGCUGGAGAUGCUGGAGUUUCAGAUUGAGGCUCACCUUGACACGCUGAUCAACGAGCAGGCGUCGUACGUGCUGACCAGAGCGGGCCUGGGCUACAUCUACAACUGCGUGCAGCAGCACGCCGCCGACCAGGGUCUUUUGUCCCAGCUGCCUGGCAUGGACGUCUCCUCCUUGAAAUCGGCCAUGGCCCAGUUCGACCGCUACCUGUCCUCGCCCGACAGCCUGUCGAUGCCUCAACUCAACUUCCUGCUGAGCGCCGCCAUCAAGGAACAAAUCUUUUCCCAGUCCACCGAGCUGGUGUGCCGAGCGUACGGCGAGGUCCGUUUGGCGCUGAGCGGCCCGAGCGGCGGCUACGAGGACCCCGAGCGCCUCUUCCCCAGAUCCCCCGAGCAAGUCCGGGCCCUGUUGUCGUGA
Messenger RNA from Nerophis lumbriciformis (worm pipefish), 1959 nucleotides. NCBI's taxonomy places the organism in Eukaryota, Metazoa, Chordata, Actinopteri, Syngnathiformes, Syngnathidae. The record is from RefSeq and is a predicted model, not a curated record.